Ananas comosus (pineapple) is the source of this 1158-nucleotide messenger RNA. RefSeq names its product protein FAR-RED ELONGATED HYPOCOTYL 1. The transcript has 3 exons. The coding region runs from base 171 to 911 and encodes 246 amino acids. Gene Ontology annotation, biological process: response to red or far red light. The record is from RefSeq and is a predicted model, not a curated record. NCBI's taxonomy places the organism in Eukaryota, Viridiplantae, Streptophyta, Magnoliopsida, Poales, Bromeliaceae.
AGAGAGAGAGUGAGAGGGAAUCCUCGUCCUAAAAGUUAGAAGAAAAGGGGAAAGUUUACUCUCCCUCUCUCUCUCUCUCUCUCUCUCUCUCGCGCGCGCGCGCGCUAGGGAUUUGUCGACCGUAGCUCGUUUGAUUCGAGAUGGGUGUUUUGCGCUAAUGCGAGGGACCGAUGGAUGAAGUCGACAUGGAGGAACAGGCUCUGAUCAACAGCUCCAAUCCCUCCGAAGAAUUUUCUCAGGUUGGCAACGAGGUGAAUAAGAAAAGGAAGCUACUUUGUGAGCUCAAUGAUUCAGAAUUGCCAGUGUCGAAGCACAAAUUUAGGUUUCGGGAUGGUUUGAAUAGCUUCAAUCAUGAGUCUGCAGCUAAAGAAGUUACACAGCAUGGAGAGAAAUACCCAAGAGGCAAAGAGAUCAUGAGAGACGGACCAGAAGAAGAAGAAUCUGAUAGGGACAGUAUCAUUUCCAUUGAAGAUUAUGAUAGUGCCCUUCAAGCCAACUUUAAGGGUAGCACUGAGAAAUUAUCCGGGAGACUGGUGUUCCCAGAUCGGCCUUCUACGUCUUCUAACAGUUCCAGCGACAAUGCUUCUGGGAGCAGUAUCACUUCCUUCCACAGUGAUAAUUCCGCAGUGGUAAACACUAUGGCAGAAAAUGGACGGCUGGUGAAUGAUUUCCAAUUUGGUCCAGAGUAUAAAGAUAUGACGGCGUUGCUUCAGGGAUUCGAGGAAUUUGAUGAUGAUAUUACUUCAGAAAUUCUGAGAAACGGCAUGGAGUGUUCAGAUGCGGAGAUAUUAUCAAACGCGUUUGUUCUUCCAUCUGGACAGUGGAGUCUUGGACAAGAAGCUCGAUUGGGUGCGCAGAAAUUGACGAUCGAUCAGGAAUUCGAACAGUAUUUCUCUACGCUGAUGCUUUAGAAGGAUUGCGCUGUAACGAUCUAAUAAUAAUCUUCUUACUGCAGUGUUUUUGGCUUUUCGGACAAAAUGCACUUUAUUACUAGGAAACAUUGAGAAACUUGUGCUGUGGUUUGUGAUUGUGUUGUUAGAGUGAGGCUUUUCUAGGUGUGUGAGGAGGACUCGCGUGAAUGCUUCGAGCUAGGCCUUUGUAAAUCCAGUUUGAAAUAAAGAAUUUCGUUCUCAUUAAGUUAAAGAAAAUUGAAAAGCA